AUGGAUUUGCUGACUCGUGGUAACAGCGAGACAAAGUCAUAUUUGCAUGAAAGGAUGUGUGGCACACCGACAUCCUCAUCCAACUGCUACUCGAACAAAACAAUUUCACCCCAACAGACUUGGCAUCUGCUUACUACAGUUGAAGUAGGAGAUUCGGGACAGCAUUCAUCGUCUACUCCAAUGGAUUAUCAGGAACAAAUAGGUGAAACAACUGCCAAUGCUCAGACGAAAGUUGAACCUGGAACGAUGGGCUCAGUUUAUUAUUUUGGUGCCAACAACCAGCUACUGAACUGCACUGCCAAUACUGCAUCUGGGUGUUCUAAUCAGACACUGCAAGAAUUGAGCACACUCAUGCAAGAUUUACAGCAGCAAGAAAGAGAUGCUGUACAAGGCCGUUCAGCGUGUACGUCAACAGUCACAUACGCCACACAACAAAUACCAUCGAUAAGUGGAAAUCCAAGUUAUUCAGUGCAACCUCAUAAUGCUUCUGCAUCCGGUAAUAGUCAAAAUUGCCUUGCUCAGAUACUGUAUAUGAGAAGUCAGAGACCGCGGAUACAACCUCAUAUUCGACCCAAGCCAUCGGAUAUUGCAAUCAAUGUGAAAGAUUAUCCACCCACAGCACCAGUACCGGAAGCAUGGUGUCAUGCUUAUUAUUAUGAACUUAAUCAACGAAUCGGUGAACCCUUCAAAGGCGGUACUUCUCAUGUCAUUGUUGACGGUUUUUGCGCACCAUCCGAAGCAGAGAGAUUCUGUUUGGGAGCUUUGGCUAACGUUAAUAGAAAUCCUGGAGUCGUGAAUGCUAGACGUCAGAUUGGACGUGGUGUUAGGAUUUUUCGUCAAGAUGAAGACGUUUACGCAGAAUGUCUGAGUGAAGCACCAGUGUUCAUUCAGAGUCCCAUACACGCCGUGAAAUCUCAUGAUCAUCCAGCUACCGUUUAUAGACUACCAUCAGGACACAUUAUGCAAGUUUUUGAUAACGAAUCAUUUGAAACUUUGUUAGCUCAGUCAACGGGCCAAGGUUUCCAUGCCGUAUAUUCCCUACAGAGAAUGUGCCAUAUGCGAAUAAGUUUUGUGAAAGGAUGGGGUGAGCAAUACAAGCGACAGACGAUAACGUCAACGCCCUGCUGGGUGGAAAUUCAUUUAGCCAUACCUUUGCAAAAGCUCGAUCGUGUUCUGAGUCAGAUUCCAGGCCCUAAUGAUCCCAUUCACAGUUUUACGUGA
Cercopithifilaria johnstoni is the source of this 1221-nucleotide messenger RNA. The record is from the annotation of a GenBank genome assembly. Lineage: Eukaryota; Metazoa; Nematoda; Chromadorea; Rhabditida; Onchocercidae.